Messenger RNA from Macrosiphum euphorbiae (potato aphid), 216 nucleotides. NCBI's taxonomy places the organism in Eukaryota, Metazoa, Arthropoda, Insecta, Hemiptera, Aphididae. The record is from the annotation of a GenBank genome assembly.
AUGAAUUCUUACAUUAUUUCUACAAGUGUUCAAUGUGGCCACCAACCAAAACAUGAACAAUAUGGAGGCGGUAUUCGAACUCCUCCACAUUGGAGCCGUGUUGAUCGCAGCUUGCUAAAUCGACACUAUUCACAACACUGGACAGGUUGUGCAGAUAACCAGCAAUUCACCAUAUCAAUUACUGGCUCCAAAAACACUAGACCUCACACCAUAUGA